Molecule: messenger RNA, 3113 nt
Organism: Hylaeus anthracinus
Lineage: Eukaryota; Metazoa; Arthropoda; Insecta; Hymenoptera; Colletidae
Gene: Sec23
Product: protein transport protein Sec23A
Exons: 11
Coding region: 175-2502 (775 amino acids)
Biological process (GO): COPII-coated vesicle cargo loading; COPII-coated vesicle budding; endoplasmic reticulum to Golgi vesicle-mediated transport
Cellular component (GO): COPII vesicle coat; endoplasmic reticulum exit site
Molecular function (GO): zinc ion binding; GTPase activator activity
Source: RefSeq, a predicted model, not a curated record
UGACGUGGCCUCAAUGAUGGCACGAAAUGUGCUAUUAAUGUGAGACCGUGCCGUUUGGAUUUAUUUGUGAAAUAAUGCUGUAAUUAUGAAAAUUUGUUAGCAAAGGUUACAUCGAAUCGUUUCGAUAACGAAAUCAACUGUUCACGAUAAUUGCGCGUUAAUCCGAUCAGCAACAUGACCACGUACGAGGAUUUUAUUCAGCAAAACGAAGACCGAGAUGGUGUACGUUUUACCUGGAAUGUUUGGCCUUCGUCUCGUGUCGAUGCUACAAGACUCGUUGUACCAUUGGGAACUCUUUAUCAGCCUAUCAAAGAACGGCCAGAUCUUCCACAGAUACAAUACGAUCCAGUUUUAUGUACAAGGUCCACUUGUAGAGCAAUACUGAAUCCUUUAUGCCAAGUAGAUUACCGUGCUAAACUAUGGGUGUGCAAUCUAUGCUUUCAAAGGAAUCCUUUUCCUCCACAAUAUGCUGCUAUUUCGGAGCAGCAUCAGCCGGCUGAACUUAUUCCAAUGUUUUCAACGAUAGAGUAUACUAUAAUGAGAGCACAAUGUUUGCCACCCAUUUUCUUAUUGGUUGUGGAUACAUGCAUGGAUGACGAAGAAUUGGGUUCUCUUAAAGAUUCCCUUCAAAUGUCACUUUCUUUGCUUCCACCGAAUGCUCUCAUCGGUCUUGUUACAUUUGGAAGAAUGGUACAAGUUCAUGAAUUAGGUUGCGAUGGAUGCAGUAAAAGUUACGUUUUCCGUGGUACCAAGGAUCUACAACCAAAGCAAAUUCAAGACAUGCUUGGCAUAGGUCGACCGAUACCAGGACAAAACCCAAAUCAACAGAGAGGAACUGGUGUUCAACCACUGCCAGCAGCGAAUCGUUUCUUACAGCCCGUACAUAAAUGUGAUAUGAGUUUAACAGACCUUCUAGGGGAAUUACAGCGCGAUCCAUGGCCUGUAGGCCCUGGGAAACGUCCAUUACGAUCUACCGGUGUUGCACUGGCUGUUGCUACUGGUCUUUUAGAAGCUAGUUAUGCUAAUACAGGAGCUAGAAUAAUGCUAUUUAUUGGUGGACCUUGUUCUCAAGGACCUGGUCAAGUUGUAACGGAUGAUUUAAGACAACCUAUUAGAUCGCAUCACGAUAUCCAUAAAGAUAAUGCCAAACAUAUGAAGAAAGCAACUAAACAUUACGAUGCUCUCGCAUCACGGGCAGCAACCAAUGGGCAUAUAAUAGACAUCUAUUCGUGUGCUCUCGAUCAAACCGGUCUGUUAGAAAUGAGACAGUGUUGCAAUUCCACUGGUGGUCACAUGGUUAUGGGUGAUUCCUUUAAUUCAUCUUUGUUUAAACAAACGUUCCAACGCGUGUUCGCUAAGGAUAGUAAAGGUGAUUUAAAAAUGGCAUUUAACGCGACGUUAGAAGUUAAAACGUCUCGGGAAAUUAAAGUUUCUGGAGCGAUUGGCCCUUGCGUUUCUCUGGGUGUGAAAAGCGCGAGCGUCGGAGAGCAAGAAGUAGGAUUAGGCGGCACGUCUCAAUGGAAAUUCUGUGCCCUUACUCCGUCCACGACUACGGCAUUAUUUUUCGAGGUUGUGAAUCAACACACUGCUCCGAUUCCACAAGGUGGAAGAGGUUGCAUUCAGUUUAUUACACAGUAUCAACACAGUAGCGGUCAACGAAGAAUCAGAGUUACUACAAUUGCCAGAAAUUGGGCAGAUGCGUCAACGUCUUUACUUCACAUAAGUGCUGGAUUCGACCAAGAAGCAGCUGCUGUUCUCAUGUCGCGUCUAGCAGUAUUUAGGGCGGAAAGUGACGAUGGACCAGAUAUCUUAAGAUGGGUCGAUCGUAUGCUUAUCAGACUAUGCCAGAAGUUUGGAGAAUAUGCGAAAGACGAUCCAAAUAGCUUCAGGCUUGCGGAAAACUUUUCUUUGUAUCCCCAAUUUAUGUAUCACUUACGUAGAUCGCAAUUUUUACAAGUGUUCAACAAUUCUCCCGAUGAAACCAGUUUUUACAGGCACAUGCUCAUGCGAGAAGAUUUAACAAAUUCUUUGAUAAUGGUGCAACCAAUCUUAUACAGUUAUGGAUUCAGUGGCCCACCGGAGCCAGUUUUACUAGAUACUUCGUCCAUUCAACCUGACAGAAUUUUGUUGAUGGACACUUUCUUCCAAAUACUUAUAUUCCACGGAGAAACGAUUGCACAAUGGCGUCAACUAAAAUACCAAGAUUUACCAGAAUAUGAAAAUUUUCAACAAUUAUUAGCGGCACCUGUUGACGAUGCCGCCGAAAUUUUAGCUGGAAGAUUUCCUGCGCCUAGAUAUAUCGAUACCGAACAAGGUGGUUCACAAGCAAGGUUUUUACUGAGUAAAGUGAAUCCAAGUCAAACUCAUAAUAACAUGUUUGCUUAUGGUGCGGGGAUGCCGAUACCCAGUGGGGAAAGUGGAGCGCCCGUCUUAACGGACGAUGUUAGUUUACAAGUAUUCAUGGAGCAUUUGAAAAAACUGGCUGUAUCAUCUACAGCUUAAAUUGCAGUAAUAAAAGAACAAUGUUGCCUCAUCAUUUUGUCUAAAUAAAAUUUAGAAAUGCUGUGAGCUUCGCGAUGCGGUAUUGAGUUGCAUUUUAUUGAUAAGGAUAAAAUAGGCAUGGUAAGGAUUUAUAUAUACAGAAAUUAUGCGGUUAUAAUGAGAAUACAUAAUUAAAUAUAAUUCCUCGACAACUAUUUUUUCCAAAGUCAAGAUAUGACUUGUGUACAAAUAAAGUACAUAGUAUUAAUGUAAUGCAUAUUUUAAAUAUUCCGUGUUGUUCAACUUUUAAAAUGUCUCAUUGAUAGAAUAACUUAUUUUUCAACGGUAUUUCUUGUCAUAAAUAUAAUUUUUUGGAAUAUCAUAAAUAAUGUAACAAGACAUGUAAACAAAUCAUGUAUUAGACUUUGUAAGCAGUAGGUUGAAAGAACUGUAAUAAUUACAGAAUUUAUAUACUAUAAAGUAUAAUAAUUAUACACAAAUAUAUUUGUUUUAUUAAUUAAAAUAUUUUGUUUUUAUAAACAUCUUAUUCUUUCAAUGGAUUAUUAAAUAUCUAAUCUAGACGUUCAAUUUUUUUCUAUAUAGAAUAAAUAAAGUCGUAAAUGAGAAAUUUA